This is a messenger RNA of Vespula pensylvanica (western yellowjacket), 679 nucleotides long. RefSeq names its product adenylate kinase isoenzyme 1-like. The record is from RefSeq and is a predicted model, not a curated record. Gene Ontology annotation, cellular component: cytosol; cytoplasm. NCBI's taxonomy places the organism in Eukaryota, Metazoa, Arthropoda, Insecta, Hymenoptera, Vespidae. Gene Ontology annotation, biological process: nucleoside triphosphate biosynthetic process. The coding region runs from base 290 to 658 and encodes 122 amino acids. Gene Ontology annotation, molecular function: ATP binding; AMP kinase activity. The transcript has a single exon.
UCAGUCGCCAUCUGUCGCCGUAAUUAUGACAAUUAUUAAUUAUAAUCCAAUCGUAUGAAAUUGUCAUGAAUAAUUUUUACACGCUAUAACCUAUCUGAUACAUAUACGAAAUUGAGACAUAAUCGAAAUAUGCAAAUAUUUCUUUGGAUUAUUUAUCGAAAAGUUCGUAAAUAAUUUUUAUUUGAUAAAUCAAAACUUGUGCGUUCUUGAUAAUACGUAACGAUAAUAGAUCGAUAAUAAAUUCCAAGAUAAUAAAGGGAUAUAGUUUUUGAUCUCAAAAGAAAUCGACAUGGGUAUGUGUUUUGGUAAAAGAAAAAGUCCUAGAAACAAUAGAGAUAAUAUGAACCAACUGAAAGAAAAUUCCGGACCUAUAAUUUUCUUGGUCGGUGCACCGGGAAUUGGUAAACGCGAGCUGGGUAGAAGACUAUCCUCGAAAUAUGGUUUCAUCAUGAUUUCGACGGGGGAUUUGUUGAACCAGGAGAUCCAGAAUGGUUCGGAGAGAGGUCAAAAGUUCGCGGAUAUGACGAAGGUGGGACAAAGUGUUCCAGCGAAUGACAUUCUUCCUAUGGUCGAAGAACAGCUGAUGAAUCAACCUAAUGCCGUGGGAUUUCUCAUUGUUGGUUUUCCUCGUGAUAGGACACAAGUAAAGCUUAUUUAAUUUUUUUUUCUUUUUUCCUUU